CUACCUCAAUUAGAAAGGCGUGCAUUCGCAAGCCGAAAGGUCUGUACAUUUCUGACCUGUGAGACCUCCGGUCAUCAACUAGCGUCGUUGGCCGAGCUUCCCCUACGUUUCCGUAACAAGAUCGAUCGAUCAGAAACAAAUCCUCUCUCUCUCUCUCUCUCCGGUUGUUGUUGCUGUAGGCAAGUACAGAUUUCAAACUCUGCUUUUACUUUUUCAAAAAGAGUAUUAGGUGCAGAGGAAUAAAGAAAUAGGUGCAGAGGAAUAAAGAAAGAAAGAAAGAAGCAAACAAGGAAGACUCAAUCAACGUGUCAGAUCCGUCACGCUACUGGUAGAAUUGGAAUGAGAUUCUGAAAUCUACUGUUUUCUCCACUAGGAUAAUUAUUUAGUUGUGUGGCGUUGAUCUUUGUUUGAGGGGGUUUCGUAGAAAACGAUGGCGAGCUAUUUGAAGGAUUUUGAGGAGGUGAAAUCGAAGAACUCGUCGGAGGACACGCUUCAGAGAUGGAGGAAGGCCUGUUGGCUCGUUAAGAAUCGUAAACGUAGGUUUCGAUUCACUGCUAAUCUCUCCAAGCGUUGCGAAGUUCGCGAGAUUCAACGCUCCAAUCAGGAGAAGCUUAGGAUUGCAGUUUUGGUUUCUCAAGCUGCGAUUAAUUUUAUCCAAGGUGCAACAUACAGUGUGCCAGAAGAAGUCAAAGUUGCAGGUUUUCAAAUUUGUGCUGAUGAGUUAGGAUCCAUUGUUGAGGGCCAUAAUUUGAGGAAGCUGAAAGUUCAUGGCGGGAUUGAGGGUAUUGCAGAAAAGCUCUCAACAUCAACCACCAAUGGAAUUUCUACUUCUGAGGAUUCUCUAAAACGAAGAAAAGAUACAUAUGGAGUCAAUAAAUUUGCUGAAAGCCCAGUCAGGGGUUUCUGGAUAUUUGUAUGGGAAGCCCUCCAAGAUACAACGCUCAUGAUACUGGCCGUUUGUGCCUUUGUGUCUUUGAUUGUUGGCAUAAUAACGGAAGGAUGGCCUAAGGGUGCCCAUGAUGGACUUGGAAUUGUUGCAAGCAUUCUGUUGGUUGUAUUCGUCACUGCUACGAGUGAUUAUAAACAGUCAUUACAGUUUAAGGAUUUGGAUAAGGAGAAGAAAAAAAUUACGAUUCAGGUUACUAGAAAUGGGUAUAGGCAAAAAAUCUCAAUAUACGAUCUACUUCCCGGUGAUAUUGUUCAUCUUGCUAUUGGGGAUCAGGUUCCAGCUGAUGGACUUUUUGUUUCUGGAUUUUCUGUGUUGAUUAAUGAAUCAAGUUUAACAGGAGAGAGCGAACCAGUUAAUGUGACUGCUCAGAAACCUUUUCUCUUAUCUGGAACUAAAGUUCAGGAUGGGUCUUGCAAAAUGCUUGUUACUACUGUUGGGAUGAGAACUCAAUGGGGCAAAUUGAUGGCUACUCUUACUGAGGGAGGAGAUGAUGAGACUCCAUUGCAGGUCAAACUAAAUGGGGUGGCAACCAUUAUUGGCAAAAUAGGCCUUUUUUUUGCUGUUAUCACUUUUGCUGUUCUUGUGCAAGGAUGGUAUAGCCGCAAAAUGCUAGAAGGGUCUCACUGGAGCUGGUCUGGAGAUGAUGCCCUGGAAAUGCUGGAAUACUUUGCUAUUGCAGUUACUAUUGUUGUUGUUGCAGUUCCUGAGGGGCUGCCUUUAGCGGUGACAUUGAGCCUUGCAUUUGCCAUGAAGAAGAUGAUGAAUGAUAAGGCACUUGUCCGCCAUCUGGCUGCUUGUGAGACUAUGGGAUCGGCCACUACGAUUUGUAGCGACAAGACUGGGACGCUAACUACAAACCACAUGGCUGUUGUAAAAGCAUGCAUUUGUGGGGAAAUCAAAGAAGUUAGUGGAUCUGUAAAGAAAUCUGUUCUCUGCUCUGGAAUUCCUGAUUUUGCUAUGACAAUUCUACUUCAAUCCAUACUUAACAACACUGGGGGAGAAGUGGUUAAGAAUAAGGACAACAAAACUGAGAUCCUGGGAACACCUACUGAAACUGCACUUUUGGAAUUUGGGCUCUUGCUUGGCGGGGAUUUCCAAGCAGAGCGACAAGCAUCAAAGCUAGUGAGAGUCGAGCCAUUCAAUUCUGCGAAGAAGAGGAUGGGGGUAGUUUUGGAGCUUCCAGGAGGAAGUUUCCGGGCCCAUUGUAAAGGCGCUUCUGAAAUAAUUUUGGCUGCAUGUGAUAAGAUCAUAGACUCGAGUGGUGAGAUUGUUCCUCUCGUUGAAGCUUCGACUAAGCAUCUGAAGGAUACAAUUGACCAAUUUGCUAACGAAUCUCUUCGAACUCUAUGUCUUGCAUAUAUGGACAUGGGAAGUGAGUUCUCUGCUGAGAGCCCAAUUCCCCUUGAGGGAUAUAUUUGUUUAGGAAUUGUUGGCAUUAAAGAUCCAGUUCGUCCUGGUGUCAAGGAGUCUGUUGCAAUUUGUAGGUCUGCUGGCAUUACUGUGCGGAUGGUAACAGGAGACAACAUAAACACCGCGAAGGCAAUUGCCAGAGAAUGUGGAAUUCUCACUGAUAGUGGUAUAGCUAUUGAAGGCCCAAUAUUCAGGAUGAAAAGUGAGGAGGAGUUGUGUGAAAUUAUUCCAAAUCUUCAGGUAAUGGCUCGAUCUUCUCCAUUAGAUAAGCAUACACUCGUGAAACAUUUACGAACCACAUUUCAAGAAGUUGUUGCUGUGACGGGAGAUGGUACAAAUGAUGCUCCGGCACUCCAUGAAGCAGAUAUUGGCCUUGCAAUGGGCAUUGCUGGGACGGAGGUGGCUAAAGAGAGUGCUGAUGUCAUAAUUUUAGAUGAUAAUUUCUCCACAAUUCCAACUGUGGCGAAAUGGGGACGCUCAGUAUACGUAAACAUUCAGAAAUUUGUUCAGUUUCAGCUGACAGUGAAUAUUGUUGCCCUGAUUGUCAAUUUUUCUUCAGCCUGUUUAACAGGAAAUGCUCCCCUCACUGCGGUUCAGCUUCUAUGGGUCAAUAUGAUCAUGGAUACACUAGGAGCACUUGCACUUGCCACUGAACCUCCUAACAAUGACUUAAUGAAGCGGUUACCAGUUGGAAGGAAAGGGAACUUCAUUAGUAAUGUGAUGUGGAGGAACAUUUCAGGGCAAUCUUUAUAUCAGCUGAUAGUAAUAUGGUAUCUGCAGACAGCAGGAAAGGCAGUCUUUCAUAUCCAUGGCCCGGAUUCUGAUUUGAUUCUUAACACAAUCAUUUUUAACUCAUUCGUAUUUUGCCAGCUUUUCAACGAGAUCAGCUCAAGAGAUAUGGAGAAGAUAAAUGUCUUCAAGGGCAUACUGAAUAACUAUGUCUUUGUGGCUGUACUCAUUUCCACGGUCUUCUUCCAAAUUGUUAUUGUUGAAAUUCUGGGUACUUUUGCAAACACUUCCCCCCUCAGUUUACACCAGUGGUUUGCAAGCGUUUCCAUCGGAUUCCUUGGCAUGCCAAUUGCUGCUGCCGUUAAGAUGAUCCCGGUGGGAUCAACAUGAACUCAGCUGAAGUGAAUGGGGGCGCAUUGUGACUCAAUUCCCUGAGAUUUCUCUCGUGGAAGUGCUUUUCUACCACAUUUACACUACUAUCAUCACUGGAGUUGAUAGCAUCUUUCAUACAGUAAAAGCUGAAGCGUUGCAAAUUCAAAUGCUUAAGAUCACCCACAUAUACAGCUGCAAAAGUUAGGUAAUUUUUGUAAGCAUCUUUUUUAGACUUUCAUCUAACAUUUUCUUUGAAGUAUGGUCUGACAGAACACUUAGAAGGGUUACAAUUGGAUUUCUUCCUAAAUCUAAUUGAUUUUGUAGACUAUACCUUUUGAUUUUUUCAUGUGUUCAUUCAGUGUUCUAGUGGUUGAUCAUGUAUUUGUUGGAUUAUUUGCAUUUAUUUUCUGAACUUUGGGUUUGGUUUUGAGUAAUAUAUUGGGCAUAUUUGGA
This is a messenger RNA of Ilex paraguariensis (yerba mate), 3913 nucleotides long. Lineage: Eukaryota; Viridiplantae; Streptophyta; Magnoliopsida; Aquifoliales; Aquifoliaceae. The record is from the annotation of a GenBank genome assembly.